AUUAUUCACAUAACUUUAAACCAUAACGAUGAAGUUAUUUUAUUGUAUUUUAUUCGGGUUAGCAGUAAUACCAAGUUCUAUUAAUGCCCAUGGUAGACUAAGAGAACCACCGUCGAGAAGCAGUAUGUGGAGAGACGGCUUUGAUAAUCCACCUAACUACAAUGACAAUGAAUUGAAUUGCGGAGGAGCAGGACAUCAACACGGACCUAUGCAAGGUAAAUGCGGUCCAUGUGGAGAUCCGUGGAAUCAACCUACUCCAAGGGAUAAUGAAUUCGGCGGUAAAUUUGGUAAUGGUGUUGUUACAAGACUAUAUCAAACAGGACAAGUUAUAGACAUUACUGUUGAAAUCACCGCUAAUCAUAGGGGAUGGUUUGAAUUUAGAAUAUGUAGUCAAGACACAGCUGGAAAUCCUAUAACCAACGAAUGUUUUGACAACAAUAUCCUCGAAUUUGAAGAUGGCUCAAAGAGAUGGCAUCUUCUACAAUCGGAAAACAAGCCAUAUCAUUUUAAGGUCAAGCUCCCCGACAAUCUUGAGUGUCAAAAUUGUGUCAUACAAUGGAAGUGGAAUUGUGGUAAUUCAUGGGGUCAGGAUCCAGGAUCAGGAUCUGGAUGCGUUGGCUGCGGACCUCAAGAACAAUUUUAUGGAUGUUCUGACGUGGCUAUAGGUAAGAAUUUCCCCCCACCUGCCACAGCAGGUCCAACACCGUCCGUUCCAGCAACAGACCCAACUCCUUCACCUUGGCCGUCAUCAAUUCCAGGUGUAAGAUGUAGAGGAAUCGGAGAGUGGUUAGGAGAUCCAAACAAAGAUAAAUGGUGUGAACUCAAUUGCGCUCAUUUCCCUCCCAACUGUCCCCAAGACAAAUGUUUCUGCGAAUUGUCCUAA
Messenger RNA from Dimorphilus gyrociliatus, 883 nucleotides. Lineage: Eukaryota; Metazoa; Annelida; Polychaeta; Dinophilidae. The record is from the annotation of a GenBank genome assembly.